AUGCUCAGGAAGGGCAUUGGUAAUGCCGUCAAGCCGCAGGCGCAGGACAUUGGCGUCAUCACGCCAUAUAAGGCACAGGCCAUCAGGCUGUCUGUCUGUACCGUGCAUGGAUGCCAGGGCCAAGAGAAGCCAAUAGUGGUUGGCUCCCUGGUUUGCUCCAAUGCUGACACGACCAUCGUGGCCAAUCCACAACUGCUGAAUGUGCUAAUCUCGCGAGCCAAGUCGCUAUUGAUACUGAUUGGCAAUCCGUAUACUUUGGCUAAGAAUCAAGGCUUUCGCUGUAUAAUUGAGCAAUGCAAACUGAGUGGAAACUUGUUGGGUGUGAGGAACUUUCGCAUGAAAUCUUAUACAGCAUGA
Messenger RNA from Drosophila navojoa, 357 nucleotides. RefSeq lists its product as uncharacterized. The record is from RefSeq and is a predicted model, not a curated record. Gene Ontology annotation, cellular component: cytosol; P granule. Gene Ontology annotation, biological process: regulatory ncRNA-mediated post-transcriptional gene silencing. Lineage: Eukaryota; Metazoa; Arthropoda; Insecta; Diptera; Drosophilidae.